Messenger RNA from Durotheca rogersii, 2794 nucleotides. RefSeq names its product GPI transamidase component GAA1. Bases 232 to 2127 code for a protein of 631 amino acids. Gene Ontology annotation, cellular component: membrane; GPI-anchor transamidase complex. The transcript has 4 exons. The record is from RefSeq and is a predicted model, not a curated record. Lineage: Eukaryota; Fungi; Ascomycota; Sordariomycetes; Xylariales; Xylariaceae. Gene Ontology annotation, biological process: attachment of GPI anchor to protein.
UCCUCCUCCUCCUCCUCCUCUUUUCUAGCACCAAACAGAAAAGAAAGGGCACCACCGCGUACAUGUGUAGCUGGCCGUGCUCGAUGUAGUCGCCCACACCGCUGCGAAGCUCCUUCACAGCGCCGCACCUUGCGUAGCGAAUCGAGGGCGAGACCGAGCGAGACCGACAAGGACGGGAAGAAGCUACAAGGAAGAGGGAGAGGGAGAGGAAUCCUUACAGGCCGACGAGCGAUGCCGCGUCUACUCUCCGCCGCGCUGAUGCUGCGCCGCGACCCGCGACUCCUCCAGCUCCCGCCCUACCUAUCCCUCGUCUGCAUCGUCGUCGGCGUCGUCUGGCUGUUGAUGCUGCCGCUCGACCAGUACUCGCGCCGAACCUACAUCAGCGAGAAUGCCCUCCUUCCCGGCCAGGUCCACACCUACUUCGGCGGGAGCGAUCAGAACGUCUUCCGCGCCUACCGCCACGAGAUCGACGCGCUCAAAUAUAAGAGCAACACCGAGAUUAAUGACGAGCUCGAGAAGAUCUUCAAGGGCAUCGGCCUCAAGGUCGGCCGACAGAACUUCACGUACCAGUCGUCUGGGAACACCUACGCCGGCGAGAACGUCUAUGCCAUCCUGCAAGCCCCCCGCGGCGAUGCCACCGAGGCCGUCGUGCUGGUCGCCGCCUGGAAGAAUCUCGAAGACGAAUUCAACCGCAAUGGCCUGCCGCUGGCCCUGGCCUUGACCCGCUACUUCAGACGGUGGUCGCUGUGGUCCAAGGACAUCAUCCUCCUCGUGCCCCCCGACAGCAGGGCUGGCACCCAAGCCUGGGUCGACGCCUACCACGAUGCGCACGACCCGGCCCACGUCGCGUCGCUGCCCGUCAAGUCCGGCGCCCUGCAAGGCGCCAUCGCGAUUGACUACGCGCAAGAGGAGCGCUUCGAGUCGGUCCACGUCAUCUACGAUGGCGUAAACGGCCAGCUCCCCAAUCUCGACCUCAUCAAUUCCGUCGUCAAUAUCGCGAGCGGACAGCUCGGCAUGGGAUCCGUGCUGCAGGGGAUCUGGAAGCACUCGCAACAGUACGACGAUAACCUCAAGACGGUGCUUCGCGGCAUGCUAAACCAGGCGCUGGGCCAUGCCACCGGCCCUCACAGUAGCUUCAUCCCUUACCACGUCGACGCCAUCACGCUGCGGCCCGUCGGCCGCGGGUGGCACGACGAGAUGGCGCUGGCCCGGCUGAUGGAGGGGCUCUUCAGGAGCUUGAACAACCUGCUCGAGAAGCUGCAUCAGAGCUUCUUCUUCUACCUUCUGAUACACAAGCACCGCUUCGUCAGCAUAGGCACUUACCUACCUAGUGCUAUGCUGAUCGCAGCCAAUUUCACCAUCAUGGCCAUUGCGCUGUGGGUGAGGAGUGGGGACGAGGAGAAGGAUGCCCCGGCGGCCAAGCAGACGAGGGACGAUAGGCACUGGACGAGGCAAGCAGCUAGGAUGGAGGAAGAGAGAAUGGUGGCCGCCGCCGCUGCGGCCGAGCGAGACGUCCUCCUCCCACUCAGCUUCGUGGCGGGCUGCCAGUUCGUGGGGAUCAUCCCGCUAUUCAUCUUUAAUCAGACGCCCACCAACUUGCUCAGCCCGGUUUUCGUUCUCUUUUCCCUCUUCAACGUUGGCCUUCCGCAUCUGGUCUCGUAUCUCCUAACCAAUAGCGCCCGACCCCCAACGGCCCAGCAAUACAUGCUGAUCCGGUCGUUCUCGCUGCUGCUACUAGGCAUGUUCCUGAGCUCGCUCGCAACGCUCAACUUCUCGCUAGCAUUCAUAGUAGGCCUCCUAGCGAGCCCCUUGUCCUUCGCGCGGCCAUGGAGACCCCCUACCACCAAUGCGGCCGCUUCCGGCACCACGAGCGCGGAUAUAAUACGACACCUUCACUCGGCCCUAUUACAACUGCUCAGCCCGCCCACCGUGUUGCUCGUAGGCUCGCUGCUUGGAGGCGUGCCCUUGACGCAAGUCCUGGGGGAGGCGGCAUUUGGCUGGAACAUCUGGAGCAUGCACACUCCCUUGGUUGUAUGGUGCGUCUGGUGGCCGGCCUGGAUCGUGGGCCAAACCGCGGUCCUGGGGCGACCGGCGCCCGUCGAGAACGGAAAGGCAAAGAAGGCAUAAUUCGGGCUUGCUCGGUUGAUAUGAUCGAAAAGAUGGGAGCGGCACGUUUUUCUUCACAUUAUACAUCAUAGCGUGCGCGUUAUAUUGCUUUGCAUACCCGUAUGGUACCUAGCAUCGGCGGCGGCAGCAGCAGUGUUGUCAGGAAAGAUUGGUUGAAGGUCUUCGCCGUGAUGGAAAAAAAGGGGUUGGAUGUCGUGCAGGGGUUCAAACUUCCCGGUCUUCAUUAUUAUUAUGAGCAUAACCGGGCAUUUUUAUUCGGUUUCAUCCUCGCGCUUCUCUUUUUAUUGUUUUUAUAUAUAUAACGACAAAGGAAACGGUUGGGAAGCUGAACCGGGAGGGCGGCGACGACGACGGCUUAAUGGGAUGACUGGCGGACGCAUACGACGCAUUGCUAGAGGCUUUGCUACCGGUUUUUUUAUAGGGUGCGCCAGGCCGGCCGGCUACAGGCGGGAAAUUUUUGGAGUUGAAGAAGUGUAGGAGAAGAGCCAGGAGAAGACGGUAGGGGGUGAGGGAUACCAUCGUUGCCGUCGUCGCUAUUAUCAUCGGUAUUAUUAUGAUCGCCAGCUAAAUCUCCCAGAUAGACGUUGAUAAGAAAGCAGAAGGCAUACAGAAAGAGAAAGAGAGAGAGACAAAAAAUGAACACACGAUACCACAGGUCCCUACUUAC